UGGGUCACGUGACGACUGGGUCGGCGGGUCAGCCGGGUCGGCGGGUCAGCUGAACAAACUGCCUCCGGGUUCAGCAACAGGCACUGCCACUAUGCCUAUUGGACAUUCCAAUCUUUCUACAUGGAUCGUAUAUCCGCGGCUGACAUUUGUAGGCUCAAACAACGUAUCUACUUUAUUAUUAUGAUCUGCUAUAAUAAACGUUUACGUUUACAAUUUUUGACGUCGCUUACGAUAAUCAUCAUUCAUCAAGUUGAUGAUUAACGCGUUUUUUUCCACACUUCUGGUGUAUGUGACGCAAGUAAACAGUCAUUUUUUAUUUGAAAAUUCAUUUAAUUUGCCUAGCAUGUCAUUAAGAGUGUGUUUACAAUGUUUGCAAUUCAUAAACAAAUCCUCUGAGCUGCAACCCGUGUAUGAUCGUACAAUCAGUUAGCAAGGUACCAUCUGGCAUCAUUUGGUGAAAUAUUUGUCGAACCAGAUCCAGCGGCACACCAGACCCCCACCAUUCGGCGGCCCUCCCCCGGUCGCCACCUGCGGCCGUGCCGUAUCCAGUAGCGCCCAAAUUACCAUGUGGUGACGUCACUGGUUAUCUGGCUGACGUCACUGGCUCAAACGACACCGCCUGAGACAGCUCGGCACACAGCGCUGCGCAGACCACUGAGGGUGCGCCUGUUUACUGGGGCGCUGCGCAGCGAUGACGGAUGGGGGGGGGGGGGUCAGGGGAAGUUGCGCGGUGGAAAUUCAUCAGUGGCCCUGACGGAUGAGGCUGCCCGGGACCCUGUUGCCCCAUGACGUUUCAGAUGACGUCUGGGCGAGUGUUUGGCCCCAGGCGUCCCAUAUCAGUCGUACCGGAGUAGCUGCAGGCACCAGGGAGCUGCCGCCGCACGCCGACACCCAACCAUCUCAGCCACUGACCAGGCGACUAUAACGAGAGAAGUGGGAGCUUCGAGACCAUGACACGUCUUAUAGGCGGUGCGCUGCUCGGCUGUCUGCUGCUCACCUGGCCGGCAGCAGCGCGCGCGGAGACCACCGUCACCCAGCAGUCCUCCUCAGCCUGGGGCAGCGUGGAGAACGGCCGGCCCGCGGACCGCGGCACGCACACCUCACACACCACAGACGUGCUGCCCGACGGGGACGACGGCGGCCUGGGCGUGCGCUUCGGCUUCGGCACGCCGCGGCAGCCGGCCCGGCCGACGGCGCAGAGACCGGCGCAGGGGCCGGCGCAGGGGCCGGAGCCGGGUCUGGGGGCUGGCGGCCAGGCCCCUGCCCAGUCCGACCCCUUCCAACCCGGAACGGCCGAUCCCUCACAACAGCCAGCACUCGGCGGCCACGGCGGCACACAGCAGCCCCCGGUUUCGGGCGUGAACGCAGUUGAGGAGGCCUAUCGCAGCCUCCUCGCUCAGUAUCCCAACUUCCACAUCAACAUAGGCGGAGGGUACCCGUGGGCACCCUUUGGACAGCAGCCCGGCGCGCAGGGAGGCUUCUACACACCAUGGAACACCGCUCAGGGCACGCAGACGGACCUGGGUGUCCGAGGCGGCUUUGGCAGUGGCGCGCAGGACCCGGCUCAACAGGUGCCGGGGGUCGGUGGUGCUGCUGGAUUCCCGACAGGAACCGCCGGGUCGGGGACGCCUUCACAGGGCGCCCAGUCUGUCCCGGGAGCCACCGGCCCCGCUGUUCCGGGCGCAGGUACACCAGGUCUGACAAACCCUGUCCCUGUAUCUCCCGGUGUGUCGAAUCCUGCCUUUGGCUCCUUCGGUCACACCAAUCCUGGUUUAACUGGAGCCGGCGGCGCGGGCGGCUCGUUCCAGGCCGUCAAUCGGCCCAGCUAUCCCUUCAUCCAGAUGCCUGACAUCAACUCGUUUGUGAAUCAGCUGACGCAGCGCGCUCUGCAGAACAUCGCCCGCGGUAUGUCGCCCAGCCUGACGCCCGGGGUGGGACAGGGUCAGGCCGGCGUGAACCCGACUCCCGGCGCGUCUGGGGUCCAGGUGCGCCAUGAUUUCAGCAGCGUGAGCUCCCGGCCCGGCCAGCCCGGCUUUCAGUCCCAGCAGGCCUCCGUCAACUCAGCCUCCUUCCAGCCCUCCCAGUUCUCCCCCCAGGCUCGCCCCUCUCCGGUGCCCAGCUUCCCCCCAUUCGGCGGUCAGAGACUGCCGCAACAGGGCGCCACUGACAACGCCUGGCCCUGAGCUCAGCUGAGGUCGGAAUAGACGGCACUGCUAGCGGUAGUCGAGCGGUGAUUGAGCGACCUGCCUGCCAUCUGGUGGCCGCCACAGGAAGCUGAGCAGAGAUGGCAGCAGCGGCAGGGGUGGCCGAGAGACCGACGAAAUAAUCCCUGAAGAGGGCGCUGCUGAUAACAGACCAGGGUUUCUAUACUACCUGCCAGACGUCGUUAGGCUGGGGUCGGCUAAAACGGGAACGUUUGUUGUGUUGUCGUGUGUUGAGACUGUUGUUUAUUUGUUCCGAAAAAAAAUAUAAUGAAAUAAAUGAAAAAUAAAGCAAA
Messenger RNA from Amphibalanus amphitrite, 2497 nucleotides. Its product is annotated as glutenin, high molecular weight subunit DX5-like. Lineage: Eukaryota; Metazoa; Arthropoda; Thecostraca; Balanomorpha; Balanidae. Bases 951 to 2183 code for a protein of 410 amino acids. The record is from RefSeq and is a predicted model, not a curated record. The transcript is spliced from 2 exons.